Messenger RNA from Scylla paramamosain (green mud crab), 3350 nucleotides. RefSeq names its product beta-galactosidase-like. Gene Ontology annotation, biological process: carbohydrate metabolic process. Gene Ontology annotation, cellular component: vacuole. The transcript is spliced from 14 exons. The record is from RefSeq and is a predicted model, not a curated record. NCBI's taxonomy places the organism in Eukaryota, Metazoa, Arthropoda, Malacostraca, Decapoda, Portunidae. Gene Ontology annotation, molecular function: beta-galactosidase activity. The coding region runs from base 233 to 2173 and encodes 646 amino acids.
GCAUUAGUGAUUGAAAACUUACAUUUCUUAUCAGUGACUAAUGAAGGGGACGGGGAAGGAAGGUUCAGGCCAUCGAGCUCCCCAAAACCACGUAACAAUAUUUACCCACUUCCCUUUCAGCCCAACACUCACUCAUGUACUGCUGAAGUGGUGUUGCUAUUACUCAUAUAACCUUUGUGGAAGGCUUUAAGGUUACCUCUUGAUAGGUGGCAGGCCUCCCAGCAGCAGGGUCAUGGCUUUGCUAGUGGCCCUCCUGCCCCUGGUGGCAUUGGCAGGGGUUACAGCUAAGCACCCAGAUAAGGGCAGCCAGGAAAGAAGCUUUGUCAUUGACUAUGACAACAACCAGUUCUUGAAGGAUGGCAGGCCGUUCCGCUACGUGUCUGGUUCCAUCCAUUACUUCCGUGUGUUGCCUUCAGAGUGGAGGGACAGACUUAGGAAGAUGCGCAUGGCUGGUUUCAAUGCCCUGCAAACGUAUGUGGAGUGGGCAAGUCAUGAGCCAGAAUAUGGAAUGUAUGAUUUCUCUGGUAUGAGAAAUUUGACACACUUCCUCACCAUUGCUCAGGAGGAGGACCUGGUUGUCAUUCUUCGUCUGGGACCGUACAUGGAUGCUGAGAGAGACAUGGGUGGUUUUCCGUACUGGUUGCUGAACAAGAACCCAGACAUGAGGCUCAGGAGCUCAGACCCAACCUACCUGAAGUACGUGGACAUCUGGUUCAGGGAUGUCCUGCUGCCCAUAGUGAAGCCGCUGCUCUAUGAGAAUGGUGGCCCAAUCAUCAUGCUGCAGGUGGAGAAUGAGUAUGGCAGUUAUCCUGACUGUGACUUUGCCUACACAAGUCACCUCCGAGACCUGGUGGUUGCUGGCGUGGGGAAGGGACCAGUGUUGUUCACCACUGAUGGGGAUGGGAAGAACUAUCUCAAGUGUGGAAAGAUCCCUGAGGUGUAUGCCACUGUUGACUUUGGCUCAGGCACAAAUGCAAUAAAGGCUUUUGAGAUCAUGAGACUAUUUGAGCCACGAGGGCCACUGGUCAACUCUGAGUACUACCCUGGCUGGCUAGACCACUGGGGUGUUCCUCACAACACCGUCAAGGCUGAGGUAGUGGCCAAAACUCUGGAUGUGAUGCUUGCACUCAAUGCCUCUGUCAACAUGUACAUGUUCCAUGGUGGCACUUCCUUUGGCUUCACUGCAGGAUCCAACCUUGGCAAUCGCUUCCAGGCAUGUCCCACAUCCUACGACUAUGACGCCCCACUCUCUGAGGCUGGUGACCCCACUGAGAAAUACUGGGUUCUCCGCAAUGUGACUGGCAAGUACCUGCCUCUUCCCCCUGGGGAGGUGCCCCCAGCCUCUCCCAAGUUUGGGUAUGGCAAGGUGAGCCUGGCACCCACAGGGAGUGUGUUCCAGAUGGCUGACCUCCUCCAGAAGGUCACCAACAAGUGGCCUCUCACCUUUGAGGAGCUGCUGGUCCCCAAUGGCAUUGUGGUGUACCAGACUGUGCUGCCUUUCCGUAUAGCCGACCCAGCUCGCUUGACCCUGGGUGACAUCCACGACCGAGGCUAUGUGUUUGUGGACACAGAAUUUGCUGGGAUGGUGAGCCGAGAGCAGGACAUGUAUGACUUGGCCAUCUAUGCCCGCCCCAACCAGACCAUUACCAUUGUUGUGGAGAGUCAGGGCCGUAUCUGCUUUGGCUCUCAAAUCAAUGACUUUAAGGGCAUCACCACCAAUGUGACGCUGAGCGACCACACUCUGGAGGGCUGGACCAUGACCCCACUGCCCAUCACCCACACCUCUCGCCUGCAGAAUGCUCUCACCCGCCUACAUAGCUGGGCUGUGGCCCAGAACAUACCACCACUUGGCUUACUGGGCACUAACAAGGGUGGCAUGACUUUCUUCAGUGGAUCCUUCCAGGUCCCAGGGGACUCCUCACAUCCAAGGGACACUUUUCUCAGGCUGGAUGGCUGGAACAAGGGCGUGGCUUGGGUCAACAACUUCUGCCUGGGACGGUACUGGCCUGAGGUUGGGCCUCAGGUGACGCUGUAUGUGCCUCGAGGAGUGUUGCACCAAGGUACCAACACCCUGGUGCUGCUGGAGCAGGAGGCUGCCCCAUGCCUCACGCCAGACACCUGCCAUGCUACCCUGCAGGAGACCCACAUCAUUAAUGGUCCCACCCCUCUGUGAUCCCAGUGCUUCCUUCCCUACCUGACUGCACAGCCUGCAGGCAAAGGCUCAAUGUAGAAUUUUAUGUUUUAGUAUAUUGCUCAAUUUGUAAACAACAUCUUAUAGUGGAAACUAGUCAUUUUAGACAGUGUUCUUUAUUAUUUUCAGAACUAUGGCUGUAGUAAUUGUGUUGUGUGUAGGAUGAACCUUAUGUACCCAACUCAGGUAUUCCCAGCAAUAAGAAUGGUUAGUAUUCAAUCAUCAGCACUCAGGUGACUUACAUAUGAAAAUUUCCUGAAGUUUGUUCAUAUUCAAUGUAUAGUUAUUCCUGCCAUGUAAGGGUUAAACAUUGUACAAUUUCCCACUUAUCUCAGGUUGUGUUAAGCAUCAGUGUGUCUUGCAGCCUUGACUCACCAGUGGCAUUCUUGAUGAUUUACAAACUGAUGUUACUGAGAGCAUUCCAAUGUCUUCAUAAGCUGACUGAUCAUUGAAGUAGGGAAGCUUAGUUUGUCAUAUUGAAAACAGGUAAAUAUUAGAGAUAACUUUUGAUAGAACUGAAUGUCUUGCUAGUAAUGGUUGAAUGCUGAUCUGUGAUUCCGUGUUAGACAAUGAGUUUCAGCAGAGAUAAACCUAAGAUAUUGUUUAACAGAUCUCAAGAAAUACAGACCUUCACAAAGAGAUGUAUGGUAAUAGCAUUUCAUUAUUGUGAAAGGCAGAUUUCUUAUUUACUUGAGUUGCCCUUAAAUAUUACAUACUGCCUUAUUCUUGGUACUAGUGUGUUUAUUACCUACACAUAUAAAUAAGUUGUUUUCUUUAUGGUUAAUGGUAUCUGACUUGUUUAACCUGCAUGUACUAAAUUGUAAAUAAGGUCAAGAAGGAGAAUGGAAGGAUUUCCUGGAGAAUACCCUUAGUGUGUUGCUAGUCAGUUCAGAAAGGUUUCAGCAAUGGAGAGCAAUGGGUUCUUAUGACUGUUUUGCCUUAGAUCACUCACAUCCUAUGGCAGAUAAGGUGAAAAUAACAUAGUUAGAGUUGAGACUUAGGAACAAUUGAACUGUGCAACUUUAAACAUACUGAGGAAUGUGUGGUGCUUACUUUCAGAGAUUAUGUGAUGUUACAUGCCUGGCUGCCAUGUGUAAAGACAAAUAUUAGUGUGUUAUUUGAAAUGUAAAGAAGUAUUACAAUAAAUGAGAGUUGGUAA